Aplosporella prunicola CBS 121167 is the source of this 1242-nucleotide messenger RNA. RefSeq lists its product as uncharacterized. The coding region runs from base 82 to 1242 and encodes 386 amino acids. Gene Ontology annotation, cellular component: spliceosomal complex. Gene Ontology annotation, biological process: mRNA splicing, via spliceosome. NCBI's taxonomy places the organism in Eukaryota, Fungi, Ascomycota, Dothideomycetes, Botryosphaeriales, Aplosporellaceae. The record is from RefSeq and is a predicted model, not a curated record. The transcript is spliced from 3 exons.
CCCCCACAACCACCACCACGACCGACUGCGACACAUACAAUCCCCCGCGCACGCGCAUCCGCGCGCAAACACUACACAACCAUGGCCGGAGAGCCAGACGUCAAGUUUCGCCAGCGCAAGCGCCCCAAGUUUAUGAGGAAGAGGCUCCACAGUGACGACGAAGCUGAAUCGGCGUCCGCCACACCAUCCGACUCGGCAUCCGCCCCGGCUCCGACCUCAGUGUCAGCGGACGUGGAGACGUCGCUCGCUCUCGCCGAAGCAAGGCGUUGGCGCAAGCAACACGACGAGAAGAUCAGGGCCCGGAAGGGUAUCACGGGCACCGUCAGCAGCAAACGAAAUAAUGCGCUGCGCGGUGAACCAGAGGAGCAAGAGCAGGCGCCGGAGAUGAAGCUCGCGAAGGAGUUUGUGCCGCAGACAGGCAUGGUCAAGGACGUCGUGGAUAAGCACAUGAUGGAAUACAUAGACCGUGUAUUAGCUGAGUCGCGAAAUGGCGCGACAGCGGCAAGGAAACAAGACAACGACGCCACCACCACCACCACCACCACAACGGCGGCGCCGGCGACGACGAUGACGACGACGACGGCCGCGCCCAAGGCCCCUGCGGAAAGCUACAGCUUAUUACCGCGUGAGCGAGCGCCCGCUGGCGCGGGUAAGCUGGAGGAAGUCGAUCUCGGGCCAGACGCGACGCGGCGCAACAUCGAGGCCACGGAGGCGGCGAUGCGGGCUCUGCGGGGCGAGCCGCCGGAGGAGAUCCCCUGGGACAAGCAGGGCAUGGUUGGGGCAUUCAGGGAAGGCGGCGCCGAGAACCCGAGCUGGCGCAAGCGCAAGCGCAACCAAUACGACGACGCGCGGCGGAACAUGGAGAAUUCGAAGCGGGACGAGCUGGUCGAGCAAGUGCUCCGCGAGAACAGGGUGUUCGGUUAUUUCCAUUCAGUCGCCUACUACAGCACCACGUACGACACCAGCGGCAAGCCGGACAAGGAGCCCAACCCCAACGAGCCCAAACCGGACGAGGCCGACGACGACCGCCUCGUCGAGCAGUUCCGCCGCGAGUACCUGGACUCGCAGAUGAGUCGCGCGCGCGCGCCUCCGGCGCCGUCUUCGUCGACGACGGCGUUUGGCGCCGCCGGCAGGGGCGACGACAAGCCCCGCGGCCCGAAGCUGGGAGGAAGUCGGAGCGCGAGAGCGGCUAUGCGCGCGGCGGAGGAGAAGAAAGACCGGCUGGGCGGGCGGAAGAGGUAG